Molecule: messenger RNA, 633 nt
Organism: Mycena indigotica
Lineage: Eukaryota; Fungi; Basidiomycota; Agaricomycetes; Agaricales; Mycenaceae
Exons: 4
Coding region: 1-633 (210 amino acids)
Source: RefSeq, a predicted model, not a curated record
AUGCCAAUCCCUGUCCCCAACGACGAGCAGCUCUCUGAAUGUGUGCGGUUGCCUGACCCGCCACAUGACCCACCAACGUUGGAGGAUGUCGGAGCCGCACUUGAUCUGUCUGCCCAAGCCCAUGUCCACUACACGCAGCAACGUCUGAACAAAACACAGCUUGGAGAGGCUACGGCCUAUUUCUUUAUGUUCGCGAACAACGCGCCAUGGUUUGGGGAGGGCCUCAGAAACCAUUUCCCGGCCAUUAGGACAGAACUCGUAGAGGCGAUGACAGAAGAUGUUGAACGCGUUGCGAGAGAAACUGUCCCUGGAAUCGUCCAAGACUCUCUCCCAGAUGCGUUGAAGCAGGCCAUUGAUCUCGCACUUGCACAACAGAUAGAACAACUGAGUCAAAGGCUUGACACCAAGAUCGAAAAUGUGGGGAAAAGGUUGGACGAAAAACUCGAGCAACUGGAUGGAAAGUUUGAGCAAUUGGAUGGAAAGUUCGAGCGAUUGGAUGAAAAGUUUGAGCGACUCGAUGGCCAAGUCAACAAUCUCCAGGGCUCAGUCAAACGGCUUGAGAAUGUGGUGGUUGAGUUGAAUCGUCUUACUAAACAAAACAUGAAUCGAUUGAGAGGAAAAGGAAAUAUCUAA